Molecule: messenger RNA, 2247 nt
Organism: Anisakis simplex (herring worm)
Lineage: Eukaryota; Metazoa; Nematoda; Chromadorea; Rhabditida; Anisakidae
Source: the annotation of a GenBank genome assembly
AUGCUUCUCAUCAUAGCGCUUUGUUUAUUGUCACGAUUUGAUCAGAAUUUUGCACAUCCUUCUUCGUCGUCCUCUCCGUUGCCCUCAUCAACAACUCCGGAUAAAAUCCGGAAGGAAGGCACAAAACUGCGGAAGGAUGACUCUCCAGAACCUGUCAUAAUAACAACUACUGCGUCCGCAAAACCCAUAAAAUCUCCUGAUGAAAUUGCACCGAAUGAUCGAAUAUGUGAUACAAAAGGAUGCGUGAUGGCAGCGAAUCACUUGUUGAUGGCCAUCAAUACGUCAGUGGAUCCGUGUGAUAAUUUCUAUGAAUACGCUUGCGGUCAAUGGAAUCGAGACCAUCCGAUACCGGAUGAUAUGUCUGCCUAUGGGACGUUUGCGUAUGUGCGAGAAAAUGUGCGACAACAAAUGAGAGUGUUAUUUGAGUCGGAUUCACCGACAACAUCGAAAUCGAUUGGUAUGACGAGAAUCGCCUAUAGAACUUGCAUGAAUACGAGUGAGCUGGAGGCACGGAAAUCAAGGCAGUUGCUGAGCGCAUUGGAUUCGCUGGGAAAUUGGCCUUUGUUGACACCGAACGCGUGGAAUCGAAGUGCUUUCGAUCUCACCUCAUUGCUGGCAAUGGCAAAACGCAACUACGGAAAUGAGAUCUUCUUCCAAGUUUACGUUUAUGCCGAUGCUAAGAACACAACCAAAAACACGCUUUAUGUUCGUUUCUUGUUCAUUUGCUUGAAAUGGUUUUGUAGGGAUAUUUCUCGAAAAUGCUCAAUUUUGGGUCGUGGUUCGCGAGAUUAUUAUCUGAACACGACGAUGUUCGCGAAUCAUUUGGCAGCUUUUAAGAAGUAUCAACACGAAAUCGUGAAAUUGUUGCUGCAUGAUGCAAACACAACACGGAAUGAGGCUGAUUUGCAAGCUGAUUUGGACGAAAUUCUUGAAUUUGAAAAGAAAUUUGCAACGAUCAUUGUACCUGAAGACGAUCGACGUAACAAUACACGAAUGUAUAAUAAGCGGAAAGUGGCAGAUUUCUACAAAAUGAUGCCUCAGAUCGACUGGGUUCGAUAUUUCCAUAUGAUAAUGCCCGCAGAUCUGCAUAAAAUGAUCCAUAAUAAUACUGAAGUGAUCGCGUGUGAGAUUGAGUUCUUACUGAAAACUGCAAAGUUAUUGGACACGAUUGAAAAUCGAGUCAAAGCCAAUUAUAUCAUAUGGCGUAUCGUUCAUUCUUGGGUGAAAAUUCUGGACACUCGUUUCGAAGAUAUUAAACAGGAUCUGUUGCGUGUGAUGACUGGCCAACAAACGAAAUCGCCACGUUGGAAAGAAUGCGCACAAGGGCCAACGACUCUGCUGCCGUUAGCUGCCGGAGCGUUGUAUAUUCGAGAGCAUUUCGACUCGACUGAUAAAAAAGAGGCAUUGGCCGAAGGAAUGAUCAAUCACAUCGGAUAUCCGGAUUUCAUUAAUAAUGAUACAGCUUUGGAUGAACAUUAUAAGCGGCUGGAUUUACAAGCAUCAGAUUCGUAUUUUGAUUUGCUUCGAAAGGUGAUUCUAUGGUCACAGGAGAAAGAAUUUAUGCGUUUGACGAAAGAGUUUGAUAAGUUCGAGUUUGAAGUGAGUCCGGCCGUCGUGAACGCCUUUUACUCGCCCGAAAAAAACGCACUCACAUUUCCAGCAGGUAUUCUGAAACCACCGUUCUUCAGUGGGCACUAUCCAAAAAUGGUGAAUUAUGGUGCAAUCGGUGCGGUAAUUGGGCAUGAGAUCACGCACGGGUUCGACGAUCAAGGAAGUCAAUUCGAUAAAGACGGUAAUCUACAAAACUGGUGGAAUGCAGACUCAUACAGUGGGUUUGCAAAACGCAAAGAGUGCAUAAUUGAUCAAUAUAGCUCGUAUAAAGUUCCGAAUACGGAUUUUAGAGUGAAUGGAAAGUUGACACAAGGCGAAAAUAUCGCUGAUAAUGGUGGAGUGAAAGAGGCUUACAGGGCUUACCGAAAGUACGUAAAGAAACUGGGACGUGAAGAGCCUCGACUGCCAGGAUUUCGUGACUUUUCGAAUGAUCAAAUAUUUUUCCUCUCUUAUGCGCAUUUCUGGUGUGGUCAUAAGAAGGACGCUGCGGCCGUUCAACACGUUCUAACAGAUGAGCAUAGCCCUGAGAUAUUUCGUGUCAUUGGAGUGCUGUCGAAUUUAGACGAGUUUUCACAAGCGUUCCAAUGUCCACCUGGAAGUCCGCUGAACCCUGCGCAAAGGUGUGCAGUAUGGUAG